CCAUCCAAAGCCCUGGUGGUUUUGCAGCUUAAACCCUAAUAGUUUCUCCCUCUCUCAUGAACUCACCGAUGGCGAGCAGAGCGGUGACCGGCCUCUGCUCCCCUCCCCUCUGCGGCUUCAUCUGCCAUCGGUUCUUCGCCCAUCGCCGCCCUUCUCAUAUCCGGUCUCCGGGCCUCGGAAUCUGGAGCCCUCCCCUUUCGAGAUCUCGCUGCAGCGGUUUCAGCCUUCGAUUGAGGUCGUCGCCUCGCCAAAUUCACAGCCUCGUUGAGUCGGUUAUGGAGGAGCUGGAAUCAAUCCGUUCUCGAAAGCGGCUUCGGGCGUUAAAUAAAGUGGGAUUUCCUGCCAGUAAGGAGCUAUCUGAAGUAAAACUAGGCAAGAGGGUUCUCCAGAAAGGGUUAUUGCUUGAAUUUCGAAAAGAUCCACAAAAAUUGUUGCUAGCAGUAACCCAGAAGCCUGAUGGAAAGAAAAACUGGAUGGUGUACGAUCAGAAUGGCACUGUCUCCUCCAUAAAGCCUCAGCAAGUUACAUAUAUAGUACCUGGUAUUGAAGAUUUUGAUCACACGGAUAUUCCUGCAUUUAUUCAUAAAGCUCAGGAUCUCUUGGACCCUACGAUGCUAGAGUAUGCUUGGGCAGAACUUUUGGAGAAUAAAAAGCAAGUAACUGUUGAAGAAUUAGCAGAGAUUAUUUACGGUAGCAGCGAGUCUCUGGAGAGCUACUGUACCCACCUCUUGCUAUCAAAAGAUGACAUUUAUUUUAAUGAAAUUGAGCGCAAGGGAUCUCACACUGCUUAUGAGCCUCGACCUGUUGUUCAGGUGGAAGAACUUUCCCAUCGGAAGCGGGUUAAAGAGGAAUCUGAGAAGGAACUACAAGAGUUUGUUGGGUUACUGAAAUCUGCGAAGGCAAAGCCUGUGCACUCCAAGCCUCCUAAAAGUUCAUGGACGUCAGAAGAGAGCAUCGAGCGGUGGGUAAAAUCUCUUGAAGCUUAUGCCGUGGAUGCAUGUGAGAAUGAAGAACAAAAGAAAACUGCUGGAAACAUACUUAAAGCAAUGGGACUGUUAAAGACAUCAGCUGCUGCAGUGAAUCUCCUUAUAGAUAUUGGAUAUUUCCCUGUACAUGUUAAUCUGGAUCUUUUAAAGUUCAACAUUCGUACUGAGCAUAGUGAUGAAGUCCUCUUAGCUGCUGAAGAUCUUAUGAUGCAAUCUGCUGACCUUGAUGAGGUUAGCAGGAAAGAUCUUACGUUCUUGAAAGUCUAUGCAAUUGACGUGGAUGAAGCAGAUGAGCUCGAUGAUGCAUUGAGUGCAAUGAGGCUGCAGGAUGGUAGGAUAAGGAUUUGGAUACAUGUUGCAGAUCCUACAUGUUUGGUUAAACGUCAAAGCAUAGUUGACAGGGAGGCAUUGCGAAGAGGAACUUCCAUUUUUCUGCCUACUGCUACCUUUCCAAUGUUUCCUGAAAAGCUUGCUAUGGAGUCCAUGAGCUUGCAGCAAGGGAAGCUCUGCAAGGCUGUCACUGUGUCCGUCACUCUCCAUCAAGAUGGCAGCAUUGCAGAAUACACCAUAGACAAUUCCAUCAUCAGACCAACCUACAUGUUGACAUAUGAGAGUGCAACAGAGCUGCUUCACUUGAACCUGGAAGAGGAGGCUGAACUUAGACUCUUGUCUGAAGCUGCAUUGCUCCGAUUACAAUGGCGCCGUAGCCAGGGUGCGAUCGACACAACUACAAUUGAGCCACGCAUCAAGGUGGUCAAUGCUGAUGAUCCUGAACCUUCCAUCAAUUUGUAUGUGGAAGACCAAUCAGACCUUGCAAUGCGACUUGUUUCUGAAAUGAUGAUACUGUGUGGGGAAGUUGUAGCCACAUUUGGUUCACACAACAAUAUUCCUUUACCAUACAGGGGGCAACCCCAGUCAAAUAUAUCAUCAUCAGCAUUUUCCCAUCUCCCGGAAGGACCUGUCAGGAGUGCUGCUUUCGUUAGAAUUAUGCGUGCAGCAGAGAUGGAUUUUAAGAAACCGAUUCGUCACGGCGUUCUUGGUGUUCCUGGUUAUGUACAAUUCACUUCUCCUAUCCGUAGAUAUGUUGAUCUUCUAGCCCACUAUCAGGUAUGUUCUCUCAGUCAUAUUAAAUACUUGAAACAUUCUAGUAAAAUUUAUGGUAAGAAUAUGCUUGGGCCAUUAUUAGAUAUCCACUACUUUGUAAGUUCAUUCUUUGUAUGAACUGUGUACCAACUUGGUAUAAGAACAGGGAAAAGUAGAUUUCUGAAUCAAAUGUCAUUAGAAUUUAGAAGUGCUCAUGUUUCCUUUCCUAUUUGUUUUGUUUUUGAAAGCAUUUCCCCCCAUGAUUGUUGGUCUUAUAGAAAGAACAAUGAAAGACUUGCAGAAUGAUUUAUCAUUCUACCAAAGUACAACACAAGCUAGUAAAGAGGUUCCUGAGGAUAACUCUUUUGAUGUUCACUAAUCCCUUAACUCGAUUGUCUGUGAGUAACAAGAGCGAUGUUCCGAAGGGCUUUUCAGCUGUAGAUUUCUACUUUGUGCCUCCAUUCUUGAGCUGGGUUAUUACCCUUCUCCUUUUGCAUCAAAGAGUCUCUGGUUUGAGUCCUUUGGGAUAUGACCCAAGUCUAUUCUCAGCUCUAGGUUGAAAAGUAUUAUUCGGAUUUGCUCUAGGUUGCAGAAUAUUCUUCCGAUUUGUGCAGGCAACCCUUAUGUCCAUUUACCCUUUCAAAUAGAGUAAUGAGAGGUGACGAUAAGGUGAAAUAGUUUAAUUCUAUAUUUCUAGGUAUGUUUUGUCAAUUUUUUGGAAUAUUGAGUUUCACACUGAACCUGGAUUACUUAGGGGCUAGGACAAGGAUAGAUCAGGCUUAUACAUUUCCUUUUACUUUCCCUUUUAAGCCAGAGGGCUCUGUAAUUUUUUUCUGACAUGCUAUUCCUGGAUUAGUUAUGUAUUGCUCGGAUCUGAAGAAGCUUAUUAAAAAGAACUAAUUAACUUCCUAUGGAACAGAAUUAGGACUAUUACAUGCGUAGUGCUUAGAGCUACAACUUCGUGUUGCCUCUUGUUUUUGCUACAAAUUUUUUAAAUGUUUUCGUACUGCUUGUAGUUUCUUUUUUGGUACUUAAUUACAUCUCUUGGUGUUUUU
This is a messenger RNA of Asparagus officinalis (garden asparagus), 3124 nucleotides long. RefSeq names its product ribonuclease II, chloroplastic/mitochondrial. The record is from RefSeq and is a predicted model, not a curated record. Gene Ontology annotation, cellular component: P-body; exosome (RNase complex). The transcript is spliced from 14 exons. The coding region runs from base 57 to 2207 and encodes 716 amino acids. Gene Ontology annotation, molecular function: 3'-5'-RNA exonuclease activity; RNA binding. Gene Ontology annotation, biological process: mRNA catabolic process. NCBI's taxonomy places the organism in Eukaryota, Viridiplantae, Streptophyta, Magnoliopsida, Asparagales, Asparagaceae.